AUGAUCACAAUCCGUUUGAACGAUCAAUUAGAGUUUGGGCUCAAGUUUGAAAGAAGAUUUUCUGAGCUCAUGUCGGAGCUUCCAUUGCCGUUGGAAGCAUUCGAUGAGUUGAAGUCAGCAGGACUUCACGAGAUGCCCUUGCCCUGGUUCCACCAGGUGCAGUGUGUCCUUUGGCCCGAGAAAGCCACCCCGCAUGACAUUCUCACGAGCGAGGAGGUGUCCGUGAUCUGUGAAAACUACCGCAGGGGUGGUUCGGUGCGAGAGUUGGCCAAGAAAUUUUGGGAAGCCCAAGCAGCGGUCAGAAUCAGUGGAGAAGUGCAGACACCGGACAAGGUGAAGAAUUCUGAAGCUGAGGGCUAG
Symbiodinium sp. CCMP2592 is the source of this 360-nucleotide messenger RNA. The record is from the annotation of a GenBank genome assembly. NCBI's taxonomy places the organism in Eukaryota, Dinophyceae, Suessiales, Symbiodiniaceae.